UGUCACGCGACAGUUGUGACGUUUAUCAAGGAAAUAAUAUCCUCAACAGUCUUCCCCUUGGUGUUUGAAGCUCUAAAUACUCAGGAUUUGUGACAUACACAUUUCUUCUUUCUUUCAUUUUUUGGCGGUACCCACACUCCCUUAUCACUGACUCGUCUGGCAGUCGAAAGUCAAUCUUUAAUUUCGAUCCACUUGAUGUCGUAGUGAUAUCAAAGGUUGAGAUCCCUACUCAUUCGGUAGCCAUUUUGGUCACCAGCGACGUCAAGACGCAAUGGCUUUUUAUUGGAGCCUUUCCUCGCCAUUGGUCCUUGCGUUUUUUCUAGGUUUCAUCCAUUUGUGGCCUUGCACAGCGGCAGCUGCAAACUGCAGUAAAUACAGCGGCAUGUCGUGUAAAGAAUGCGUCGAACAAUCUGGGUGCUUUUACUGCAAGCCAACCAAAUUAUGCGAGGCUGGUGAUUUGGUGAAGAGCACUCUCCAAAAGUCUUGCGAGGGUCAGGAAUGGAUGACAGAACAGUGUCUGGUCACUGGAAAAAUUCUUCUCAUUGCCCUGCCUGUGGCGGGUUUCGUGUUGCUUGUGACAAUAGGAUGUUGCAUCUACUGCUGCUGUUGUCGAAAAACGAGAGCAAGGGGAGGGACUGACAAAGAUGAGGUCAAGUCUCAUCGGAAGAGAAAAAAAAUAGCUGAUAAACACAAGGAAAGGGAAAAAGAAAGGCAAGAGAAACGUGACGAAAUCAGGAAAAAAUAUGGUAUAGAAUCUGUAUGAAGAUGGAAUAAAGACACAAAUUCAGAAGCUUCUCUUACCAUUGUAUCUGUUAAUCAAGGCUUCGCAAUGACGACAUAUUUUAAGAUGUCAUUAAAAUGCCAUUAAAAUGGCUUUGCUCAGGCUGCAUCUUUGAGUAAAGAGUCUGAGCUUAUGUAGUUUUCUAUGCUUUAUUAACAAUGAUGUUGUGUGGAGAGAGUAAUCUUGAAGUUAAACCUAUCAGCUGACUUAGGUUUUGUUGUUAGCUUAUAUAAUAAACCCCAACGAAACCCAGGUGCCGCGAGACAACAUAUAGGGUUUUUGUGUCAAAUGAUACAAGUGUACUUUUAAUCAGGUAUUACCCCAAGCAAUUAUGCAGUAGUUGAGAAAAGGCUCAACCAGAGCAUAGUACAGGCUAAGUAGUGUUUUAGUACUUAAGAAAUAACUUAGUUUAGAAAGAAUGCCUAUACUUCUCUUGAUUUUUUUAGAAAUAUUAGUAAUGUGCAUCUUCCAACUAAUAUUGUAAUCAAUGUAAACUCCAACGUAUCUAAUGGAAGUUUCCUGGGUCAACAUCUGAUUGUUUAUAGAUAACAUGACCUGUUUGGGCAAUUUUCUUUGAAUUGGAUGGAAAAUAACAAAGUUUGACUUAUCAAUAUUUAAUGAAAGCUUAUUUGCACAUAGCCAAGUAAGAACUUUCUCAA
Molecule: messenger RNA, 1440 nt
Organism: Pocillopora verrucosa
Lineage: Eukaryota; Metazoa; Cnidaria; Anthozoa; Scleractinia; Pocilloporidae
Product: pituitary tumor-transforming gene 1 protein-interacting protein
Biological process (GO): protein import into nucleus
Cellular component (GO): cytoplasm; nucleus
Source: RefSeq, a predicted model, not a curated record